Notolabrus celidotus (New Zealand spotty) is the source of this 1994-nucleotide messenger RNA. RefSeq names its product nuclear receptor binding factor 2b (gene nrbf2b). Gene Ontology annotation, biological process: autophagy. Lineage: Eukaryota; Metazoa; Chordata; Actinopteri; Labriformes; Labridae. The record is from RefSeq and is a predicted model, not a curated record. The transcript has 4 exons. The coding region runs from base 145 to 1077 and encodes 310 amino acids.
CAGCAGGUCAUGUGAUCAGAACGUAGCGUCAGCCGCUCCGACGUCAUGACGCGCUGUUGACGCCGCUGUGGCAGUGGACUGUGCUUCCCUGACUGUAAUUUCCUCCAGAUUGUUUUUGCCAGGAGAGUUUUUCUCUUAGUGCGGAUGACAGUCCGUGAAGGACAAAGGCCCCUUACAUGUAGUGUUAGCCGUCGAAGAAUCGACUCCAUGGAGGUCGUGGACAGCCCGCUGAAUCUGGCUCAUCAGCAGUGUAGGAAGGCAGACCGUUUGCUGGCGGCUGGAAAGUAUGAAGAGGCCAUCUCGUGCCACGGAAAAGCAGCUGAUCAUUUGACAGAGGCUAUGAAGAAAACUGAGUGUGAGCAGGCCCGUCUCUCCAUGGAGCUGCAGAGGGACAGCCACAUCAAACAGCAGCGACUCAUCCAGGAGCGCUGGAAGAGAGAGGCCCGUCGUGAGGCAACAAAGGCCCGACCCGGCCAGGUGCAGCCCUCCGGCGGCCCUCACCUCCACACCCAGGCCACUCCCGCAGGCCAGUCCCAGUCCCACGGCAUCCCGGGGCUCUCAGCCGCAGAGCGCAGUGGAGUCAGGGAGAGAGAGUACGACACUUUACUCUACCAGCUCCAGACACGGCAGACUGGAGGCUGCCAGCCUGCCACUCCGCCGUGCCCGGGAUCUAAGACCACCAAAGACGACAAAACUCGCCUGGAAGAACAACAGACCACCAUAGAGGACCUGCGGCGCCUGGUCGAUCACCUGAUGGACGAAAACCAGCGACUGGUGGCUGACAACGAGCGACUUCAAUCUGAAAACGCCCGGCUCCGCUCAGAGGCGGCUGACGCUGCAGACUUUGUGGAGCGGUCGGAGCUCUGGGUGCUCCCGCAGGCAGGGGGGGCGAUGGGAACCGGGGGAGGGCAGGAGAGGAAAAGCACAGGGAAGGGGAAGGAGAUCGCAAUCCCUCAGCUUCCCCCGCUCGAGAUGCCGGCUCAGGAGGAUCUGUGUCUGGAUGACCUGCCCCCGUUGGAGCUUCCUGAGGACAUCCAGAAUGAACUACAGGAGCUACUGGACAGGGAUAAACUGUGAUAAGAGACAUGUCUCACACACACACACACACACACACACACACACACACACACACACACACACACACACACACACACACACACACACACACACACACACACACACACACACAGUUUGACAUGAAACCCACAGGAUCUGUCAGAUUAGACUUCCACUCAGCUUCAGGUCUGACACAGUCGUGAGUAGAGGUCUUAUCAGGCAGAUAAAGGGUUAACAUCUAGACCCCUAAUAGGACCUGACAUGAAGGUCCAGUUCAGCCACAGAUCCUGAGAGGUGCAGCCUCAGUGCAGAGUUCCGUGUGUCAGCACGUAGUGAACAAAGCAGCUCUACACACGUUAAAUAAAGUGGUGCAGGAGCUCCUGUAGUGUCCUCAUCUCACCGCCUCUCUCUGUUUGACCAAUGAGAGCCUGAGUCCAGGUCAUUCAAGGACAGCUGAGCUAUUUCCAUGGCAACAGAGUGAAGGCCAUGAGAUGCAGCUGAUGCAGGCGUCAGGAGGCGGACUUUAAUCUAUAGGAGCAGCUCAGGCAGCAGAGUGUCCGUGUGCUGAAGCUGAGCAGAGAUUCUUUACAUCAUUUAGAGCUUUCUGGAAACAAACAGCUGAACUGGAGAUGAUCCAGGAGUGAACGGGGGAUUUAAAGACAUACUGGGGAUUUGAUCAAGUGAAAGUAGACUUUGUUUUUGGGUUGUGCAUCAAUUCUGCUCUGAUCUGACUGUGAAAAUGACCGUAGGAAGCUUCUGUGUUAGGAGAAUAAUCAGCACAAGCUUUGCUUUGUUAAUUUUUUAACGUCUCGCCUUGUUUAAUUUUUGAUGGAUUUUUAUUCAUGUUUGUAAACCUUCAUUCAUCUCUCCUUAAAGGGUUAAGUUAAACAUCAAUGUGAAGCAUUAAAUCCUCAAUAAAAGAAAGCAAGUGAACUUCA